Molecule: messenger RNA, 3208 nt
Organism: Copidosoma floridanum
Lineage: Eukaryota; Metazoa; Arthropoda; Insecta; Hymenoptera; Encyrtidae
Source: RefSeq, a predicted model, not a curated record
AGCGUGGUGUCGUGGUGUGGUGUGGAGUGUGGACUGCGGAAUCACCGAGGCAGUAGUUUUAGAACACACAGAGACUAGGUACUUAUUGAGAGAAAGAGAAAAGUUCACGGCUCACGGCACUUAAAGCGUAUAAAGACUUACUCCGCAUUCUCCCUAUGCCGUGUGGGUAAAAUUGUACCAGAAGGCCGAAGGUACUCUAUGUACUAUACCAGUGCACCUUGUUCUCGUGAUCCGUGUAGUGUGUGAGUAAAUAUAAAUUUUCGGGCUGGCCUAGCUGUUCUUGCGUGAAUAAAAGUGGGUUUAUAGUUUUUGUGUAAUAAACCACAGUUAAAGCCUCGGCCGAGGACACCAACGUUAUAUCGUAAAUUUAAUCGUCAACAUAUUAAGCAGGUCUGGCCCAUACUACGCUCUGACUCAUCUUUUGUAUAGCCAGAGCACUGUAUAUAGGUAUAUUAAUCGUGAACGUUGCGCAAUACUCGUAAGUACUAGCUAUCACUACUGCACCGCUAAGCUGCCAAGAAGCAAAAUAUAUAAAAAAAAAAAACAAAAAAAACAAAGAAACGUACAAGUAUAGAUUCACAUAGGACAAUAACAUCCCAGUGUACGUAAACAAACGGGUCAUUUCAUUUUGUACAAGUGCAUGAAAGGUGAGAUUAGCAAGAACUGUGUUGGUAAACAAAGCUGUGUACGAGGCGAGGUGAUUCACGCCCAUUACGGUACAUGUGUGUGUAUAUAUAAAUACCUACGUUCUGAUCUGGCCAAUGUGUAUUUUUUGUGUGGGCAUGUGAAUGUUUUUUGGCAUUAAAUAAAAUAAUAUUCAAGUCAGAGUUUUGGAAUAAUAAGAUCAGAAAAAAACAAUAGAACGUGUGUAUCGUUUGAAAAACAUUAUUAGCUAAGAUUCCUCAAAAUCAUUAGAGCGGGACGACAUGCCAAGCGCUGAAGAGACAACAUAUCUGAUCGAGGUUAUGCCUGACACGAAAAUUAACCAGGAAAGCUAUACAUCCCACGAUGUUGAUGUUCUAGUCUCACGCAUUAAGCAGAAUCUCAGGCUCUCGAGUCUUAAAUCACGCUCCAGUCUUGUUUCGUCGCAGAAGCUACGCAUGUCUCCCUAUAGGCUUCCCUCGCGUACCUGGGCCGAGUUGGGCCACCAUCACCACAGACGGUACCGCAAAUCUAGUUCUCUAGACCUCGACGACUCUUACGAGCGCUUUCAAGCGUUGUUGCACAGUGGAGCUCUGAUUAAGGAGGCAGUUAAGAGGCUUCAGAGCAGUUCAGAUGAUGAUCUGGUGAAUGACGAUGAAGACAAAGAGGAGGAAGACGAAGAUGAUGACGACAAGCACCGGCAGCACCACUUUUUUGUCCGUAGGAAACAUUUUGACUACGAUUCCGAGGAUGAGCCCAACGACGUUGAGAUAUGAAAAUGAUCGAGCUAUCGAUUCUGAACGGAUCGAGAAAAAAUGUGUAUAUAUAUUAUGUGUUCUUCGCACUUUCGUAGUGGAAAUUAAACGAGAAGAAACCGUGAAGCGGAUUCCAUGCGAAAAAAAAGAUGGAGAACGCGCUACUUUGUCCUCCAAAAUACUAAUAAUGGCGCUGCGUUUAUUUGUAAAUACAUGCGAAGUAUUAAAUUGGUGGUAUUAUGGUAUAUUACUUCUUGGUGGUAUAUAGGUACAUUACGAGUAUACGUAGGUAUGUACAUACAUACAUCCCAUCUCAGAGUUUCGUCAUCGUAUCAUACUCGUGCACACAGCUUUUUCAUUCUUAUUAGUAUUAAAAAUAUAUGUUGUGUUCAAGGGCGAGUUAAGAAUGUGAAUAGCCCCACGUACACACUACUGAAUUAAGGACAAUAAUUGCAGGGAAAGUAACAAAUUUUAAAUAAGCUUUAAGAAUAUUUAAAUUUUAAUAAACAACAAAAACAUCGAACGAAUACUCGAAUAUUUAUAAUUACACGUUAGAUUCUUUUAAAGUUUAUGAAAUAGUUUAAUGUAGGGAACUAUGACUACCCUCCAUAUAAAAAAAAAAAAAAAAAAAUCGGCAAUCUUCCUAACUAUUGAUGUUAUUGAGCAUAAUACUGGGUACAAGGCUUUUUGCGCCUAAUGGAUUUUAUACAUUUUUUCUCACUCAAAUAUGUACGUAGUUAUUUAAUAGCUAUUUUAUUUUUGUACAAAAAUACUACAGUUAAACUGUGAAUGAGAAAUUUUUUUUAUUUUAACAAAUUCCUUUAAUAAACAACUGUUUUUUAUUUCAACUAAUUCUUAUUUUUUAUUCUUGUGGUACGUAUACGUGUCCCACAUGAAUACUAAAUGUGAAUGUUCGUGCGUAGUUCUAUGUUGUAUUAGGUAGGUAUACAUAUAGUACUGAUGCAUUUUAUCAGUUAAUAAAAGAACGACCUACAACACGAAAGCAACCUCGAUACUACUACUAUUACCACCAUAUUCAGUUGAUCUGUGGUUUGUGUACUGUUCUCUCUGCUAAGCAGAAAGGAAGAAGGAAGAAAAAAUAGAGAACGAGUAUAACAGAGAAAGCGAGAAAGAGAGCGCGCAAAGAUGGGAACUCAUGCCUGUGGUUGAGUUAGCCUAUACGUAUGCACCACACGUGGGUUUUUCUCCGAACUAAAUUCUCAAAAGACUUUGGAGCGAUUUCUUCACUUCUAUUCCUAUUUCAACAGCUAAGUCGUAUUACAAAUCAAGCUUUGAGUAUUGAAAAUUUUUAAGCUGAGAAGUCUCAAACAUUCAAGCGCUACUGAAAUUUUGAAAUAUAAGAAUAAUAUUAGUAACUAACCAGACUGUUGAAUGAAAACGAUUAUAAUUAUGCUCAGUAUUUAUUUACGAAGUUUUUAUGUCGAUCAGAACUAAGCGCUUGCCAAAAAAAUAUACAAAGAGACAUCUAAGGCUGGGCCUAAACAUUUUCGAAUUAUUUCUGUAACAUGCUUUUGGAGCAAGAAGCAACAAGCUGGAUAAUCUCUUCACGUUUUAUUUUCCAAGUUAUCGUUUUGGCGACCAGAUGGUAUAUCUUUUUCUUUCACAUUAGUCUUCAGAGUGAUAAGUUAUACGCUCCGGGUUCUUGACAAAAUUUUGUGACGCUCAGUCAUGCAUUUAUUUUUUUGCAUGUGCACAAUUACACCGCAUGAGAACAAAAAAAAAACCUCGUUCACGCAAAAAAAAGUUUUUUCGGUUUUACACACAAAGUUCAGUUUUUUGAACGCCUAAAU